Molecule: messenger RNA, 5458 nt
Organism: Vicugna pacos (alpaca)
Lineage: Eukaryota; Metazoa; Chordata; Mammalia; Artiodactyla; Camelidae
Source: RefSeq, a predicted model, not a curated record
GCUUCAUGAUAUCAAAAGAAGGAUGUAUCACUUAUUUUUUUGAGUCUUCUGGUCCUAUGCAGCAGCCUGUACACUAAAGAGAACUAUAUACUCUGUUGCUGGAAUUUUUCAUUUUUCAGGGAAGGAGAAAAGGGUUGGGAAACGUAUAAUUUUUCUCCCUCUUACCCAGUGGUAACAUUGAGAAGAUACCUUGUCCCAUUUUUAUUACUUCUGAGAUUUUAUUGCUGGCAGCCAGAUGUGCUGAAACUCCUGACGACAGCAUCUAUUCAUUGCGUGUUUUUAAUAGGCUUAGAGAAAUAUGAGUAGAGUACAUGAAAGCAGCUCAGCUUCACACUUCAGCUGGGAAUGCCCAAAAAGCUUGCUGCUGUUUAGAAUUCUUGCUACAGUCAGGAGAAAGCCGAAAGCCGCACGGGUACUGAAUCUUCUACGACUGAAUUAGAAGAAUAAUGACUGUACAAUUAACUAUCAACCUCUGCUUGUUUAAGCACAGUUUUUACAGAGCUCAGGAGAAAUAUGGAACUUGAUUGGCAUGUUUUUAUUUGAUGGUGCCUGCAAAUAGAUGACUUUAAAGACAGGUGGUAAGGAAAAAUAAGAGAGGAAAAAAAAAAAAAAGAAAGAAAAUGCAAUUUGAGACAUUGCGCCAGGUCUGCAAUUCUGUUUUAUCUCAUUUUCAUGGGGUUUUUUCAUCCCCACCAAAUAUUUUACAAAAUGAGCUUUUUGGACAAACGCUGAACAAUGUAAGGAAAAGAAGUCCAUCGGUGUCCAGAGAUCAGAACAGAAGAUACGACCAAAGGGAAGAAAGAGAGGAGUAUCCGCAGUAUGCUACUCCGGACAGCACAAUGCCUAGAUCUCCAUCAGAUUAUGCUGAUAGGAGGUCUCAACGUGAACCUCAGUUUUAUGAAGAGCCUGAUCAUAUAAAUUACAGGGACUCCAACAGGAGAAGUCAUCGGCAUUCCAAAGAAUAUGUUGUAGAUGAUGAGGAUGUGGAGAGCAGGGAUGAAUAUGAGAGACAAAGGAGAGAGGAGGAAUACCAGGCACGCUACCGAAGUGACCCGAAUUUGGCCCGUUAUCCAGUAAAGCCACAGCCCUAUGAAGAACAAAUGCGUAUUCAUGCUGAAGUGUCACGAGCCAGGCAUGAGAGAAGGCACAGUGAUGUCUCUUUGGCAAAUGCUGAACUGGAAGACUCCAGGAUUUCUAUGCUAAGGAUGGAACGACCAUCAAGGCAAAGAUCUAUAUCUGAACGUAGAGCUGCCAUGGAAAGUCAGCGCUCUUAUUCAAUGGAAAGAACUCGAGAGGCUCAGGGACCAAGUUCUUAUCCACAAAGGACCACAAACCAUAGUCCUCCUACCCCCCGGAGGAGUCCAAUACCCAUUGAUAGACCAGACAUGAGACGUACUGACUCACUAAGGAAACAACACCACUUAGAUCCUAGCUCUGCUGUAAGGAAAACAAAACGGGAAAAAAUGGAAACAAUGUUAAGGAAUGAUUCUCUCAGUUCUGACCAGUCAGAGUCAGUGAGACCUCCACCACCAAAGCCUCAUAAAUCAAAGAAAGGAGGUAAAAUGCGCCAGGUUUCAUUGAGCAGUUCAGAGGAGGAAUUAGCUUCAACACCUGAAUAUACAAGUUGCGAUGAUGUUGAGAUUGAAAGUGAGAGUGUAAGUGAAAAAGGGGACAGUCAAAAGGGAAAAAGAAAAACUAGUGAGCAGGCAGUUUUGUCGGACUCUAACACCAGGUCUGAGAGACAAAAGAAAAUGAUGUACUUUGGUGGCCACUCUUUGGAAGAGGACUUGGAAUGGUCUGAGCCUCAGAUUAAGGACUCUGGGGUAGAUACCUGUAGUAGCACAACCCUUAACGAGGAGCAUAGCCAUAGUGAUAAGCACCCUGUGACGUGGCAGCCGUCUAAAGAUGGAGAUCGUUUAAUUGGUCGCAUUUUAUUAAAUAAGCGUUUAAAAGAUGGAAGUGUACCUCGAGAUUCAGGAGCAAUGCUUGGCUUGAAGGUUGUAGGAGGAAAGAUGACUGAAUCAGGUCGGCUCUGUGCAUUUAUUACCAAAGUUAAAAAAGGAAGUUUAGCUGAUACUGUAGGACAUCUUAGACCAGGUGACGAAGUAUUAGAAUGGAAUGGAAGACUAUUGCAAGGAGCCACAUUUGAAGAAGUAUAUAACAUCAUUCUGGAAUCCAAACCUGAACCACAAGUGGAACUUGUUGUUUCAAGGCCUAUUGGAGAUAUACCUAGAAUACCUGACAGCACACAUGCACAACUGGAGUCCAGUUCUAGCUCAUUUGAAUCUCAAAAAAUGGAUCGUCCUUCUAUUUCCGUUACCUCUCCCAUGAGUCCUGGCAUGCUGAGGGAUGUUCCACAGUUCUUAUCUGGACAACUUUCAAUAAAACUAUGGUUUGACAAGGUUGGUCACCAAUUAAUAGUUACAAUUUUGGGAGCAAAGGAUCUCCCUUCCAGGGAAGAUGGGAGGCCAAGGAAUCCUUAUGUUAAAAUUUACUUUCUUCCAGACAGAAGUGAUAAAAACAAGAGAAGAACUAAAACAGUAAAGAAAACAUUGGAACCCAAAUGGAACCAAACAUUCAUUUACUCUCCAGUCCACCGAAGGGAAUUUCGAGAGCGAAUGCUGGAGAUUACCCUCUGGGAUCAAGCUCGAGUUCGCGAGGAAGAGAGUGAAUUCUUAGGAGAGAUUUUAAUUGAAUUAGAAACAGCACUGUUAGAUGAUGAGCCACAUUGGUACAAACUUCAGACCCAUGAUGUUUCUUCAUUGCCACUCCCCCACCCUUCUCCAUACAUGUCACGACGACAGCUCCACGGAGAGAGCCCGACACGGAGGUUGCAAAAUAAAGGCUUAUGUUCAUAUAAUUCAGGGUCAAAGAGAAUAAGUGAUAGUGAAGUCUCUGACUAUGACUGUGAUGAUGGAAUUGGUGUUGUAUCAGAUUAUCGACACAAUGGCCGAGAUCUUCAAAGCUCGACAUUGUCAGUGCCAGAACAAGUAAUGUCAUCAAACCAUUGUUCACCAUCAGGGUCUCCUCACCGAGUAGAUGUUAUAGGAAGGACUAGGUCAUGGUCACCCAGUGUCCCUCCCCCACAAAGUCGGAAUGUGGAACAGGGACUUCGAGGGACACGCUCUACUAUGGGACAUUAUAAUACAAUCAGCCGAAUGGAUAGACAUCGUGUCAUGGACGACCAUUAUUCUCCAGAUAGAGACAGUCAUUUUCUUACUCUACCUCGCUCCAGAUAUAAUCAGACCAUUGAACAUCAUCACAGGGACGGCAGGGAUUGUGAAGCAGCAGAUAGACAGCCAUAUCACAGAUCCAGAUCAACAGAACAGCGGCCUCUCCUAGAGCGGACCACCACCCGCUCCAGAUCCACUGAACGUCCUGAUACAAACCUCAUGAGGUCGAUGCCUUCAUUAAUGACUGGAAGAUCUGCCCCUCCUUCACCUGCCUUAUCGAGGUCUCAUCCUCGUACUGGGUCUGUCCAAACAAGCCCAUCAAGUACUCCAGUGGCAGGACGAAGGGGCCGACAACUCCCACAACUUCCACCAAAGGGAACACUGGAGAGAAACAAUGGAGUCAAGGAGAUAGAACCUUACGAAGAAGAAGUGGACACCACAAGGAGAAGACAUGCAGGUGCUAUGGAUAUAGAGGAGAGAAAUCGCCAAAUGAAAAUUAACAAAUACAAACAGGUAGCCGGAUCAGAUCCCAGACUGGAACAAGAUUACCAUUCAAAGUAUCGAUCAGGAUGGGAUCCUCAUAGAGGGGCAGAUAAUAUUUCCACUAAAUCUUCGGACAGUGAUGUAAGUGAUAUAUCUGCGGUUUCAAGGACUAGUAGUGCUUCUCGUUUCAGCAGCACAAGCUACAUGUCUGUCCAAUCAGAACGGCCAAGAGGAAACAAGAAGAUCAGUGUCUUUACAACCAAAAUGCAAAGCAGACAAAUGGGCAUCUCAGGGAAGAACAUGACUAAGAGCACCAGCAUCAGCGGAGACAUGUGCUCGCUGGAGAAGAACGAUGGCAGCCAGUCUGACACUGCGGUGGGCGCCCUGGGCACCGGCGGCAAAAAGCGGCGCUCUAGCAUUGGGGCCAAAAUGGUAGCUAUUGUUGGUCUCUCCCGGAAAAGCCGCAGUGCUUCUCAGCUCAGCCAGACGGAAGCCGGAGGUAAGAAGCUACGGAGCACUGUCCAGAGAAGUACAGAGACAGGCUUGGCUGUGGAGAUGAGGAACUGGAUGACCCGGCAGGCAAGCCGAGAAUCGACAGAUGGCAGCAUGAACAGCUACAGCUCAGAAGGAAAUCUGAUUUUUCCUGGUGUCCGCUUGGCCUCUGAUAGCCAAUUCAGCGACUUUCUGGAUGGCCUUGGCCCAGCCCAGCUAGUGGGGCGCCAGACUCUGGCCACACCUGCAAUGGGCGACAUUCAGGUAGGAAUGAUGGACAAAAAGGGACAGUUGGAGGUGGAAAUCAUUCGGGCCCGUGGCCUUGUUGUAAAACCAGGUUCCAAGACACUGCCAGCACCCUAUGUAAAGGUGUAUCUAUUAGAUAAUGGAGUCUGCAUCGCCAAAAAGAAAACAAAAGUGGCAAGAAAGACGCUGGAACCCCUUUACCAGCAGCUGUUAUCUUUUGAAGAAAGUCCCCAAGGAAAGGUUUUACAGAUCAUUGUCUGGGGAGAUUAUGGCCGCAUGGAUCACAAAUCUUUCAUGGGAGUGGCCCAGAUACUUUUAGAUGAACUGGAGCUAUCCAAUAUGGUGAUUGGGUGGUUCAAACUUUUCCCUCCUUCCUCCCUAGUAGAUCCAACCUUGGCCCCUCUGACAAGAAGAGCCUCCCAAUCCUCUCUGGAAAGUUCAACUGGACCUUCUUACUCUCGUUCAUAGCAGCUGUAAGACUGUUGUCAUAGCAACCAGCGUUACAAAAAAAAAAUCACAGGUCGCAAACCCUGGUAACACUGCAUGCUUAAUGUUGUGUCUUCUGAGCCUGUUUCUAGGGAUACAAAGCGAUCCUGUGUUCUCAGAGGAAGUCGCACACAUUGUGCCCUAAAGAAUGCCCUCAGGUGAAAGAGCAGAGCUGUGACGAACUAUCAGGUUUGGAGUUCAGGAACACUUGAGUUUUGUCCAAUCUGAAGCCAUGGAUUAAUCUCAAAGAAUCAGUCAGUUUCAUGCAGCAAAAGCCCUUUUCAAUGGCACCUUUAUAUUUUUAUCGUUCCUUUUUUCAUUUCUCUGACCCCAAAGCCCUGUGAUGCCACAGAAAUGGAGCUAUCCAGCCAUUAAGCCAUCUUACAAGUCAAGGAGUGAAGUCCUCAGAAGCGUCAGGUGAAAAGCAAGAGACCAAAGAUGUGGUCCAGGACAAAACAUCAGCCCUCCUCUGGACGGGGGACAGGAGCAGCCAGUCCAACGUGACGACGUAGACGGUGGCAGACUUCGGAGCUCCAGCAGGCAUAUCACUCCCUCAUGCAAAGAUGUGUUGGACUCUG